Molecule: messenger RNA, 1844 nt
Organism: Cicer arietinum (chickpea)
Lineage: Eukaryota; Viridiplantae; Streptophyta; Magnoliopsida; Fabales; Fabaceae
Product: probable protein phosphatase 2C 5
Biological process (GO): protein dephosphorylation
Molecular function (GO): protein serine/threonine phosphatase activity
Source: RefSeq, a predicted model, not a curated record
UAUACAACAUUUGUGUACCAAUCGAAUCAGAGAGCAAAGAUCUGUUUGUUUUCUCUCUCACUCUGUGUAUGUGCUGUCAACACCCCACAGACAGAAUCCACACCCAUUAGGGUUUAUGAUCUUUGCCUCCGUCCUCUUCCCCCAAAUGCCUUCACCUUUCUCAUAAUCAAUCUUCCUCUUCCACUUUUCACCUGAUUUCUUCGCCGGUGUUGCAGAAAUGUUAACUUAUAAAUUAGGAUGAUUAAGACUGACUUAUCAAGGAUGAAACAACCACUUAUUCCAUUGGCAACCCUGAUCGGCCGUGAGCUACGUAAUGAAAAAACUGAGCAGCCUUUUGUGAAGUACGGGCAGGCUGGCUUGGCAAAGAAAGGAGAAGAUUACUUUCUAAUCAAGACAGAUUGCCAGAGAGUUCCCGGGGAUUCUUCAACACUGUUUUCUGUCUUUGCGAUCUUUGAUGGACAUAAUGGUAUAUCCGCUGCUAUUUUUGCGAAGGAAAGCAUACUAAACAAUGUCAUGAGUGCAAUACCGCAAGGUAUAAGCAGGGAUGAAUGGCUUCAAGCUCUGCCUCGGGCUCUAGUUGUUAGUUUUUUGAAAACUGACAUGGAAUUUCAGCAACAAGGGGAAACCUCUGGAACAACAGCUACAUUUGUUAUUAUUGAUGGAUGGACUGUUACAGUUGCAUCUGUUGGGGAUUCCCGAUGCAUAUUAGAUACCCAGGGAGGUGCUGUUUCUCUCUUGACAGUUGAUCACAGAUUGGAAGAAAAUGUAGAAGAGAGGGAACGCGUUACUGCCAGUGGUGGUGAAGUAGGAAGACUCAAUGUAUUUGGAGGCAAUGAGGUGGGGCCUCUUCGCUGCUGGCCUGGUGGAUUGUGCCUUUCUAGAUCGAUUGGUGACACAGACGUGGGAGAAUAUAUUGUUCCAAUACCACAUGUUAAACAAGUGAAGCUUUCAAAUGCUGGUGGAAGGCUUAUUAUAGCUUCUGAUGGUAUUUGGGAUGCUUUGUCUUCUGAUAUGGCUGCCAAGUCAUGCCGGGGUGUAUCUGCAGAACUUGCUGCAAAGCUGGUGGUUAAGGAAGCUCUAAGGUCAAGAGGGCUGAAGGACGAUACAACCUGCCUUGUUGUAGAUAUUAUUCCUUCGGAUUAUCCUUUGUCACCAAUGACAACAACUCUUAGAAAAAAACAUAAUAUGCUAAGUUCACUUCUCUUUGGAAAGAAAUCUCAAAACACUACAAACAAAGGAACUAAUAAGCUUUCUGCAAUUGGUGUUGUAGAGGAGUUAUUUGAAGAGGGUUCUGCAAUGCUUACAGAGAGGCUGGGUAAGGAUGUUCCUUCCAAUAUGAAUUCUGGUAUUUUCCGCUGUGCGGUUUGCCUAGCAGACCAACCCUCUAGUGAUGGUUUAUCAGCGAACACCGAUCAUAUUAUCACUCCAGUUUCUAAGCCAUGGGAAGGUCCAUUCCUCUGCACAAACUGUCAGAAGAAGAAAGAUGCCAUGGAAGGAAAAAGGUCGUGAAGUCCGAGUGACAAAAGUUUAGUUAUGUAAUAUUUCAUUUAAGUAGCAUAGUAAAUAUUAGUAUAAUUUUUCUCAGGCAGUGAGCAAUGCUUGGUUCUACAUUUGGGUGGUGAUUCUCAUAAGUGUGUAAGAAAUGAGGUUGAUAUAGUAAAGAUUAGGUCCAUUGGAGGUUGUUGCAAAUUAUUUUUUGGCUUGUGCUCAGCUGUUGGACUGACUGACAGAACAAACAUUGUUGUGUAAUAGAUAAAUUCUAUUACUUUGAUUGCUAACAGCUUUGUAAGUAACUCAUUAUUUCAUGGUCAACAGUAUACUAUACAUCCCAAUUGCUUUUGUAU